AUGGCUGGCCCAGAGUGUCUUCCCUUUAAGACAGUUGAAGAUGUACUAGAGUUUAAACCAGAGAACUAUAAACUCUUUGCUGCAACAGAAACUUUAGUCAGAAGAAUUCCAAUUGCUAAAGAUGCUCCAAAAACAAUACUUUGUCAUGAUAUGAGAGGAGGAUAUUUACAAGAUCGAUUUGUUCAGGGAUGUUUUGAUGCAGACAGCUACAGGUUCUACCAUUGGCAGUAUAUAGAUGCUUUCAUCUACUUCAGUCAUAACCUUGUCACCGUGCCACCACCAGGCUGGACAAACACUGCACACAGACAUGGUGUCCAGAUGAUGGGCACACUGAUCACUGAAUGGGAUGAUGGGAAAAAGCGCUGUCAUCAAAUCAUUGAAUCUGAUGACAGCUACAAGGCAUUUGCAGACAAACUAGUGGCAAUCACACAGCACUAUGGCAUGGAUGGCUGGCUGGUUAACAUUGAAAAUGUGGUGGAGCCUGACAAAGUGCAGCGACUGUGUGACUUUGUGGCGUACCUCACAAAGUCUCUCCAUGAGGCGAUUCCUGGGUCGCAGGUGAUUUGGUAUGACAGUGUAAUAAAUACAGGAGGACUUAGAUGGCAGGACGAACUAAACGAAAAAAAUUGCAUGUUUUUUGAUGUAUGUGAUGGGAUUUUCUUGAACUAUAACUGGAAAGAUAAGAGUCUGAGAUGCUCUAAAGAGCUGGCAAAUUCUAAAGGUAGGGCGAUGGAUGUAUAUGUGGGAGUAGAUGUGUUCGGACGAGGCUGUCUCGGAGGGGGAGGAUUCAACACUGUUGAGGCAUUGACUGCGAUAAGACAACAUAACAUGUCAGCUGCUAUCUUUGCCAUGGGAUGGGUAUAUGAAACUCAAGGAGAGGCAAACUUCCUACAGAAUGAAAACAGGUUCUGGCGACUUCUGCACCACUUGCUUCCUGUGAGGGCGCUGGCCUCCAGUCAUCUUCCCUUCUCCACCUCCUUCUGUCAGGGCUUUGGUCAAAAGUACUACUCUCAGGGACUGGAGGUCAGUGCUGCUCCCUGGCACAACUUGGGCCUACAGGAACCUCAGCCCUCGCUCACUAAUGCUCAGUUUGAAGGGGUGACUCCAUCAACCUGCAGUAUGGAUCUGGUUACAGGUGCAGCAUUACUAGGAGGCAGCUCUCUCCAGCUCCGAGCCAACCCUCUACCAAAGGACGGGUCACCUGUUAUUUACAAGUUAUUCUGUGUGGAGUUUGAGAUAAAAGAACCAGUGGUGAUAUCCUACUCCUUUAAGAAUGAAGAAGUUGGACUUGACAUCUUCUUACAGUGUGAGGUCUCGUGUGGCAACCAAACCAAGAAAUUGUUUUUCAAGGGGGACAACUCUGACAAGACACCAGAUACUGAUAGUUCAACAGUUGUGUUUAAUUCAACAUCAGCCACCAACUUUGUAACCAGUUAUCCCUUGCUAAAGAAGGCAGUGGUCAGCACAGCAAGUGACCAGUGGACAACAAGGUAUUAUAGGGUGAACCCAAGUGACCUAGGAGAAUUCACUCUGACAUCUGUUAAUGCCGGUUUGUUCUAUCCAACACCACCAGAUCAACAACCAGAAGCCCAGACUGUACAGCUGGGUCAGAUUCAGAUCAUACCCGAGUGUUUUUUGGACACUGAUAUCACAGUCACUGACCUAUGUGUUUUGAAAAGUGAUGAAGAUGGUGUGACCAAGACACUAAUGUGGAAAUGCUCCAACAUAUCAGCAGUAAAGUACUUCAACCUAUACAGCAUGAAGGAAGGUCAUCAGCUUUUAGGACAUAGCAAUUGUUCAACUUAUGUGAUAGCCAACUCCAAGUCUGCUACAACUGAUCAAGGGGACACAACUCAUCCAGCUGCAGUGAUUGUACAGCCUGUCCUUAAACUAGGGUUUGCCCUUCCACUGUCAGCAUGCCCAAGUGUAGAGCUGUAGCUUGUCUGUGAUAAGACGUGAACAUAUUGAGGGUACAGGGAAAUCUAUUUAUAUCUGAAAUUUGACCUAUUAAUGUUUAUGUCCAAACAACAGGCAGCAAUACCAUGACAUUGGGCUUGUUAUAAUGUAUUCACUCAGGAUUUUUUCGUCCGACAACCACCAUGUUUUGAGCAUAUAAGAUACACUGGAAAAUGUAUAAGAAUUAUUCUAUAAAUCUUGUGGAAGAUUUCUUACAUCUAAAUAUUUAACUAUACAUCCA
This is a messenger RNA of Ylistrum balloti, 2197 nucleotides long. RefSeq names its product cytosolic endo-beta-N-acetylglucosaminidase-like. The transcript has 11 exons. The coding region runs from base 1 to 1938 and encodes 645 amino acids. Gene Ontology annotation, molecular function: mannosyl-glycoprotein endo-beta-N-acetylglucosaminidase activity. Gene Ontology annotation, biological process: protein deglycosylation. The record is from RefSeq and is a predicted model, not a curated record. NCBI's taxonomy places the organism in Eukaryota, Metazoa, Mollusca, Bivalvia, Pectinida, Pectinidae. Gene Ontology annotation, cellular component: cytoplasm.